Molecule: messenger RNA, 933 nt
Organism: Hirsutella rhossiliensis
Lineage: Eukaryota; Fungi; Ascomycota; Sordariomycetes; Hypocreales; Ophiocordycipitaceae
Product: phosphoadenosine phosphosulfate reductase family domain-containing protein
Exons: 1
Coding region: 1-933 (310 amino acids)
Cellular component (GO): cytoplasm
Molecular function (GO): phosphoadenylyl-sulfate reductase (thioredoxin) activity
Source: RefSeq, a predicted model, not a curated record
AUGGCCCAACCAACCACCACCCCGUCGUCUGCCAAAAUCGUCGACGACAAGAUGGACCACAACGACAUCGAGUCGGGAUACGUCUCGGGCCACUCCGACUACUCGCCGUCGCCCUCCAAGAGGUCUCGCCCCAAUGUCUCCCUCACCAAGGAGCACGUCCAGUACCUCAACCAGCAGAUGGAGCCCAUGCAUCCAAUGGACAUCCUCCGCUUCUGCAAAGUCAUGUUCCCCAACCUGUACCAGUCGACGGCCUUUGGUCUGACCGGCCUCGCCACUCUCGACAUGCUGUCCAAGAUUCAGCACGAGAACCCAGGCUCCAAGCCCGUCGACCUCAUCUUUCUCGACACCCUGUACCACUUCCGGGAGACGCACGACCUAGUCGACCGCGUCAAGGAGCGGCAUCCCGACGUCACCGUCCACGUGUUCAAGCCGCACGCUGCCGAGACGGCCAAGGAGUUCGAGGAUACGUACGGCGAGGAGCUGUACAAGGUCGCCGGGGAUAUGUACGACUGGAUCGUCAAGGUCGAGCCCCUAGAGCGGGCGUACGACGAGCUCAAGGUCGCCGCCGUCCUCAACGGCCGUCGUCGGUCUCAAGGCGCCGCCCGCGGGUCCAUCCCCGUCAUCGAGUUUGACGACGAGCGCGGCAUCAUCAAGAUCAACCCCAUGGCCACCUGGACCUUUGCGCAGGUCAACGAGUACAUCAAGCAGAACAAGGUGCCGUACAACGUGCUCCUGGACCGGGGGUACAAGUCCAUCGGCGACUGGCACUCGACGAGCCCCGUCGGCGAGGGCGAGGAUGAGCGUGCCGGGCGCUGGAAGGGCCAGUCCAAGACGGAGUGCGGCAUCCACAACCGGAAGUCGAGGUACGCCCAGUUCGCCGGGGAGCCGGGCCAGAAGGACGAGUCGGGCGGUCAAGUGGUGGCGCCCGUCUGA